Tricharina praecox is the source of this 2192-nucleotide messenger RNA. RefSeq names its product organic solute transporter Ostalpha-domain-containing protein. The record is from RefSeq and is a predicted model, not a curated record. Gene Ontology annotation, molecular function: transporter activity. NCBI's taxonomy places the organism in Eukaryota, Fungi, Ascomycota, Pezizomycetes, Pezizales, Pyronemataceae. The transcript has 5 exons. Gene Ontology annotation, biological process: transport. Bases 238 to 2058 code for a protein of 606 amino acids.
CAGUCCAAUCUAUUCGGGCCCUGCAGAUACGUACAUACACACAGAAUUGUCUGUGUCUAACAGUUGACUUGCUUACCUACAUACCUUCCUACCGGCCUCCUCCUCUACUGCUCUCGCGUUCUCUCUUACGUUCUCUCUUUCUUUCUUUCUUACUCUCUAUUCCAGCCCCCGACAUCUCACCAGCGUACGAUAAUCAACUGAGGCCCUUUAUUCGUCCAUACGCCACAAAACACAAAGAUGGUGGUAUGCAAUUCGACACUGUCGGAAACCCACUGGGACGUAGAACCGGUUGCUGGCCCUCUUACAUUCCACAAACUGGGCUGGAUAAUAUGCAUCGCCUGCACGUUAAUCUCGACCGCCUUCUCUCUCUACCUCAUCUACAAGCACGCCUCGAAUUACACGAACCGCAAUGAGCAGCGCCAGAUCAUCCGCAUCCUCUUCAUGGUGCCCAUCUACUCGGUCACGACGAUGUUCAGCUACGUCUGGUACUGGCAUGCGGUCUACUGGCAGGUUGCGCGCGAUUGCUACGAGGCGUUUGCGAUCGCUUCGUUCUUCACUUUGAUGUGCUUCUUUAUUGCGCCCGAUCUGCGACGCCAGAAGGAGUAUUUUGCCACCAUGGUGGUCAAUCCGUGGCCAUGGCCGGCUAGCUGGAUCAACAAGUGUGCGAGCGGGAAGAUGAGACAGCCAAGGAGCGGAUUGACCUGGUUCAAUAUUGUCUGGAUCUGUAUCUUUCAAUAUUGCUUCAUCCGUGUAGCGACUACCAUAAUCGCGACAGCAACUCAGGCAACGGGACACUACUGCGAGGACUCGGCGCAUCCGGCCUUCGCCCACUUCUGGAUGGUGUUCUUCAAUUGUAUCGCAGUAACCAUCGCGAUGUACAUGCUGAUCGCGUUCUACAUGAACCUCAAGACUGCCUUGGCGCCGAACAGGCCGUUGCUAAAAUUGUUGUGUAUCAAGCUCGUCAUCUUCUUCUGUUUCUGGCAGAUGGUGGUGUUCGAUCUCCUCACCUCGGCCAACAUCGUCAAACCGUCGAAAAAGAUCUCGCCCGGCGAUAUCUCGAUCGGAUUUAACGCCCUGUUGGUGUGCUUCGAGAUGAUUAUUUUCUCGAUUCUGCACCUCUUCGCCUUCCCUUACGCCCCAUACCAGGUCGCUUCUCCCGAAGCAGCACCUGGCGCAUUCCCCGUCGAUACACCUGGGACCUCUGCAUGGAAGGCGAUCGUCGACGCCUUCAACCCCUUCGAUAUCAUCAAGGCAUUCCUUCGCGGUAUGAAAUGGUGCCUAGUCGGUGUCCGGAAGCGCCACGAACACGCCGAAAAAGUGGCGGCAAGAAAAGAGUCCAACCAUGACAGUCUCACUUCACAUGCUGCGCCGCCCGCUAGCUACCCCAGCAGCCGCCCAACAGACCAUCCCACUGGUCUGGGCGUUUACGCGCAGUACUCGAGUGACAAUGGAGGGUUGAUGGUGGAGCACCCCACGCCGAACGAUCAGGAAUAUGUCCAAGAUCAGGAUAUUCCCACGCAUGGAAUUGUUAUCGGUGCGACCGAGAGAACUUCGUACGUUUCCGCACCUGCUCCCGUUCCGGUGCCAGAGCCGGAUAUCAGACAACACCCCGCCUUUUCACCCGCUGUCAGCCCGGUCUCCAGGACAAACGUGUCACCUAUCUACCCCACUGCGCCUCAAUACCCUCACACCGUCUCGCCACUGUACCCCAUUGCCAGCCAACCCGCCGACCCCGGCCUUGCCGCGCGGCGUCCGGGCGCACCAAACCACAUGCUCCCGUACCCGGAGAACGACGCGAUACGAAUGCCGAGUAUCAACCAGCACACGCCGAGUCCGAACGAGUCGCAGGAACUGCUCGAGCAACAUCCCGCGUUCAGACACUCGUGGAGACAUCCGUCCCUGCGGGGGGGGGAGGUGGGCUCACCGACUGCGCCGGAGGUGGGGUAUUCGUACGAGUACUCGGACAGCAUGAGGAAUGAGGAGGGCGUGUACCAGGGCCCUAAUCCGAGGAGAACCAGGGAGGGCCAUGUCGAUGAGACUGGGGGGUUGUAUCUGUGAUUCUGUGAAAAGACUGCAUGAGGCGUGGGGACGGGGAAGGGGAGGGGGUAUAUAGAUUUUUCUUUGGGGCCGAAUUGAUUUGGGAGCAUUGGGAGUUGCUUUGCUUUGGAUUUGCGUUUUUUUUUGUUGGGAGU